Messenger RNA from Nicotiana attenuata, 697 nucleotides. RefSeq names its product 40S ribosomal protein S24-1. Gene Ontology annotation, cellular component: ribosome. Lineage: Eukaryota; Viridiplantae; Streptophyta; Magnoliopsida; Solanales; Solanaceae. Gene Ontology annotation, biological process: translation. The record is from RefSeq and is a predicted model, not a curated record. Gene Ontology annotation, molecular function: structural constituent of ribosome. Bases 112 to 513 code for a protein of 133 amino acids. The transcript is spliced from 6 exons.
CCUAAAACCUAACGAGCAAUAUUAACACAGAACUUAGAACGGAGGCGCAGCACAGAGCUUGAGAGAGAGAGAGAGAGAGAGAGUCGCCGUUGCAGCAACAAAAGGAAAAAAAUGGCGGACAAGGCAGUGACUAUUAGAACUAGGAAGUUCAUGACCAAUAGGCUUCUUGCAAGGAAACAAUUCAUUAUUGAUGUCUUGCAUCCUGGAAGAGCCAAUGUUUCCAAGGCUGAGUUGAAAGAGAAAUUGGCAAGGAUGUAUGAAGUGAAAGACCCAAAUGCCAUCUUUGUGUUCAAGUUCAGGACCCACUUUGGAGGAGGCAAAUCUACUGGAUUUGGUUUGAUCUAUGACUCUGUUGAGAACGCAAAGAAGUACGAGCCCAAGUACAGGUUGAUCAGGAAUGGAUUAGACACUAAGGUGGAGAAGUCAAGGAAGCAAAUGAAGGAGCGCAAAAACAGAGCCAAGAAAGUUCGUGGUGUCAAGAAGACCAAGGCUGGAGACGCUAAGAAGAAGUGAUCUAUUACUAAUUGUAGACGAAGCGGGAAAAAUGUUUUGCCUAGAUAUGCGUUAUCAUUUGUGUUUAUGUGGGGACCUUUUUGUAGGCUCUUUUCAAUUUUGCUUGGGUUACUCUAAUAUAAUUUGCAUGUUCAAGUACUGAUCAUCAAAAUUGAGUGGAUGUUUAAAAUAUUCUUCUCUUCCA